Messenger RNA from Hydra vulgaris (swiftwater hydra), 2647 nucleotides. RefSeq lists its product as uncharacterized. Gene Ontology annotation, molecular function: toxin activity. The record is from RefSeq and is a predicted model, not a curated record. NCBI's taxonomy places the organism in Eukaryota, Metazoa, Cnidaria, Hydrozoa, Anthoathecata, Hydridae.
UUAUAGCUACCUGGCUUUAAAACAGAAUUUUUGGAAAAGCGAAAAUGAUAGCGAAAUCGCAAUGAACCUGGAAAUGCAGUUUUUAUUUAUGUGUCACCCAAAUAUCUUUAACAUUGUACUUUAUCAUUUUACUCAGCAAAUUCAAUUUAAAAUUAGGGUUGUGAAAACUGUUUAUUUAAGAUUCUCAUUCAUCUAGUUGAAAGAUCAAGAACUGGUAAAAAUAAAAGCUUGUGAAAUGGAAGACAACUUUGUCGCAGAUAUUUUGCAUCUUAAUUGUUUAAAGGAGUCUUCGUUUUUUUAUUUCUGAAAACACUUUAGGCUACCUCAAGCAAGUAUACACAAAAGAUCUACAGCCUAUUUUCUAAUUUAUAUGCAUUCUACUUUGAAUUUAUUAUCGCAACGCCAACUCUUAUCGCAGAAAGUGAACGACCAUUGAGUAAACUGAAAUUGAUUUAAAAAAUGAUCUAUCGGAAAUGCAUGUUGAAAUUGAAUACAACUCUGUAUUCAACUCUGGAUACAAUUCUGCCAUAAGCUACAAUGUUCUUACUUCCGCUGCUAACAAUUUUUUUAACUCUCGCCAUAAAAACGACUACUGGCAAUUUUAUGACAAGUAUGGCUAAAGUUGCGGAGAAAGCAACAAAAUAUACCUCAAAUGUUGGAGACAAAGUUGGCAAGUUUAAAAAUACGGUAAAAGAUUUUAAUGAAGUCUUGAAAUCAGAUGAAGGCAAAUUGGAAAAGAUAACAGGUGCCAUUGAUAGCGUUGGUGGUGGCGCAGUAAAACUAGUUGAAGGUGUCAUUAAUGGAAGUUGGCAGGAUAUGAUUGUUGGUGCUCUUGGUAUUAUUGGUGGUUUAGCAUCUUUAGCUGGUCCAGUUGGAGCUAUUAUUUCAUCUGUUUUGAGUGUGAUAUCAAUGUUGUUUGGGCUGUUUGGAGGAGAACAAAAGGCAGAAGAAAGUCAAGAAUCAAUGUUAAAACGUGUAAUUAAUGAAGCACUAACCAAUGCACGUGCUGAGGAGCUAAAAGCUGACGGUGAAGGUUUAAAAAAAAUGAUGCUAUCUAUUCGUAACUCGAUUAACCAGUUUCGUGAAUCAGGAGUAACUGAAGACCAAGCUAAUGAAUUGUAUACUCAAGUUUUCACGGGCUUGGAUUUCUUCGGCAAGUUAAAGUAUGAGAUUAAUAAAUAUUGUGACUGUUCAAUUUCAGAAGUUGUAAUUACCAAUGAAAUACGUGAUACAAAUAUUAAGAAAUCCGAAAAAUGUUUGCAAUUUCUUAAUCUGUACUCUGAUCUCUCCAUAUACAGACUGUUGCUUAUUACUGACAUGGCUAGUCUCUUCAGUUCUGUUAAACUAGAAAAAACUGGAAACAAUGUUUUAUUAUUGAGUGAAAAAGAAAGACUUUCAGACUUCGAGAUUCUUAUGUUUUUGUUUGAUCCAAUCGAUAAUCAUCGGCAACGAUUUUGUAUUAGUCAAUAUUAUGCUGCACCAAAUAAAUAUCCCACCAUAAUGGCUUAUACUGAUGUUUUAAGAAAAAUUCCUAAUGAAAAAAAACCUUCUAAAGAUGUCACUAUUUGCAGUGGUGUGGAAUUACUUGGGGUGUGCUACAAUUUUGAAGUUAAAUCAAACAUAGAAUUAUCUUCAAGGAGUGAGUUUAGAGGAUGGGAUGAUGGGAUACAAUCAAUUUAUAUUGCUGAUAAACUGGAAGUUACUGGAUAUGGAGAACCAAAUUAUAAAGGGGAUGUAUUUGGUCCCUUUUAUGGACCUACUGUAAUCGGAUUGUUACCACGUGAUUAUUGGGGAGUUUGGCACUCAAUGAAAAUUAGAUUAGUUAAUAAAAGUGCACAGAAAAUGGUUCGAGUAUGCAAGAAAGAAAACUUUAAUCAGAAUGGAUAUUGUCAACAGUUUGAGAUUGGUAGUUAUGCUAACUUGGACAUUAGUGGAUCCAAAAAAUAUUCACGUGAUAUAAAGUCUCUUAUGAUCCCAGAAGGAAUUCAAGUAGAAAUUUUUUCUAAGACUGAUUAUAAAGGUGAUAAAUAUGGACCAUUUUAUGGCCCGAAUUCAAUUGACGACUUUUGUCAAAAAGACACCACAGUAUCUAUGAAGAUUUCACAUCAUAAUAAAGAAGUUUCAAAGAUGGUGAAGAUUUGUAAAGGAAUAUCUUUUUCUCUUCAAUGCGAAUACCUCGAAGUUAAUGAUUAUCCAAAUACAAAGAUUAACGGGUGCAAUUAUUACGGCGUUGAUGGAAAAAUAAAGAGUAUGGCGGUUCCAGCAGGUCUAAAAGUUGAAAUGUGGUCGAGUGUAAAUUAUAAAGAAAAGGAAUUAGGACCUUAUAUUGGACCUUUAUCUCUGUCAGCUGUUGAAGGAAUAGGCAGCUCAUUUGAAAUUCAAUCAAUAAAAGUUAAAAACGUAGAAUAAUUAAAUAAUUUCAAUAUGUAAUAUAAAUAAUUUAUAAAAUAUAACUAUUUAUGAUCUACAAAUUAUGCUGCUUUUUUAUAGCAGAGCGUGAUAAGGCUAGGUGACUGGGAGGCUUAAGCUAUGUGACUUUUAAGAAUAAAUAACUAUUGGAGUAUCGAUAAAUUAUAUUUAAGUUAUAAAAUAAAUUAAAAUGCUAAAAUAAGAAUCAUGUUUGUAUAUGUAAAUGUUUUCGUGUUCA